CCAAGUUGCGCCAUGGUUCAAGAUGGGUUGGGCACCAUCAACCCGCGGGGUUGCGGGAACCAUUACCCACACCGGAGAAGCAAAGAGGAAGCAUUUCUAGGGACUUUGUCGCGUAUUUGCCCAAGUCCAAGAGGUGUGGGGACAUUAGGGCCAUGGGUCAACAAGGACCAAGGCCGUCUGCAUCAAAGUUUGCCAAGGAAUGGCAUGGAAAAGCCGACGGGGCCAGAGCAUACUUAGCAAAGUCCACGAAGGAAAAGAAGAAGUGGGCCAAUGCCAAGCGGAGGAAAUUGAGGCUCGCAGAAGAGAGCCACAGUCGAGUCGUCCCGAGAAGAGGCUUACAAGAAGACCACGACGAGGACAUCGUGAGAUUGAGCGGGGGAGAAUGUGACGACUCUCCCAAAUAUCGAAGUAUGUCGCGGCAUAGCAGGCACUUCGGGCCGCGGCAUGGCAGGCAAGUGCCCCGCGGCAUGGAAGGCAAGUACGCUGCGGCGUGGCAAAGUGAUACGCCGCGGCAUGGCAGGGUUACGCCGCAGCAUGUGGGGGCAAAGGACAAGCUGGAGUCUAGAGAUGCCUAAGAGGAAGGGGCAGAUUUCCGGAGGCUUAUAGAAUAUUCUAGACUCAUGUAGAUAGAAGUAUACUUGUAUAGAGUAUAGUGGAAUACUCUAGAAUAUUGUAGAGUAGUAUAGAGAUGAAUUGUAGCCGUUAGAUCAAGUAGAUCUAAGCCGUCCAUUGAGGAGGAGUCCAAGUAUAAAUACCCCUCAAGGUUGGCUCAUUUGUAAUCAUCCAACUAUCGAGUAAUCAAGCAUUUGAGAGCAAUAAAGCAU
Molecule: messenger RNA, 824 nt
Organism: Cuscuta epithymum
Lineage: Eukaryota; Viridiplantae; Streptophyta; Magnoliopsida; Solanales; Convolvulaceae
Source: the annotation of a GenBank genome assembly